CUCCAAGACAGUUUCCGCAAAUAAACGAGAGGCCUCAUCGACCCACAGCUUCCCUUUGCUGCCCAGCAGAGCAAGCCUCGGCGCAGAUCCGGGCUGAAAGACGCCAGCUUCUGCGCUCGGGGUUCCGCUGCCUGUGACUCCCAGAUGUGGAACAGGCGCGGGGUACUGUGCAGGGGAUAAGUCCAGGAGAGGGAGAGGAAGGCCCCAGCGGGGCAGCUAAUCCAGGCCUGAGCUAAAAAACAAGGUUGAAGUUACUCAUUAGCAGGUGGAGGGGUCAAGGGUCGAGGCAAGGGGGCUGGAGGCAGAGCACACGGAGCAGCUGGAGAAGGCAGCCGAGGCCCGUCUGAGAGCACCGGCUCCACCCGCCCGAAGAUGUUCCACCGGAUCUGGGCCGCGCUGCUGUAUCUCUGCGGCAUCCUCCUCAACUCCAUCCAUCGGUGCCCUGAGCGCCCUCAGCUCACAGCUCUGGGCGUGGAUGAGAAAGAGUUUCCGGAGCCCCACCUAGGCCGAUGGUACUUCAUUGCAGGGGCGGCUCCCACCAGGCAGGAGCUGGCGACUUUCGAGUCCGUGGACAACAUAGUCUUCAACAUGGCUGCAGGCUCAGCGCCCACGCAGCUCCAGCUCAGUGCCGCCGUCCGCACGAAAAAUGGGUUCUGUGUGCCUCGGAAAUGGAUCUACCACUUGACGGAGGGGAGCACGGAUCUCAGCACUGAAGGCCGCCCUGACAUGAAGACUGAGAUCUUCGCCAGCUCGUGCCCAGGUGGAAUUAUGCUGAAAGAGAUGGGUCAGGGUUACCAGCGCUUCCUCCUCUACAAUCGUUCCCCACACCCUCCAGAGACGUGUGUGGAAGAAUUCCAGGCCCUGACCUCCUGCCUGGACUCCGGGGCCUUUCUACUGAUUCCCAGGAACCAAGAGGCCUGUGAGCUGUCCAGUGACUGACCCGGAACUUCGGCUGUGUCCCCAGAUGGAUAUGGUGGGGCUGAGCUGUGGGUGGGAGGACACCCUGAGAUCCCUCUCACAGAUAAUAAAGACGAGUUUCCAUCCCUG
Octodon degus (degu) is the source of this 1047-nucleotide messenger RNA. RefSeq names its product apolipoprotein M (gene Apom). Bases 373 to 939 code for a protein of 188 amino acids. Gene Ontology annotation, cellular component: low-density lipoprotein particle; high-density lipoprotein particle; very-low-density lipoprotein particle. The transcript is spliced from 6 exons. Gene Ontology annotation, biological process: cholesterol efflux; high-density lipoprotein particle assembly; high-density lipoprotein particle clearance. NCBI's taxonomy places the organism in Eukaryota, Metazoa, Chordata, Mammalia, Rodentia, Octodontidae. The record is from RefSeq and is a predicted model, not a curated record. Gene Ontology annotation, molecular function: phospholipid binding; lipid carrier activity.